Falco peregrinus (peregrine falcon) is the source of this 818-nucleotide messenger RNA. RefSeq names its product myosin light chain 7 (gene MYL7). The transcript is spliced from 3 exons. The coding region runs from base 1 to 315 and encodes 104 amino acids. Gene Ontology annotation, cellular component: cytoplasm; myofibril. Lineage: Eukaryota; Metazoa; Chordata; Aves; Falconiformes; Falconidae. Gene Ontology annotation, molecular function: calcium ion binding. The record is from RefSeq and is a predicted model, not a curated record. Gene Ontology annotation, biological process: heart contraction; cardiac muscle tissue development.
AUGCUCCAGCAACCGCAGACCCAGGGGUUCAAGGUUCAAGGAGGUAGUGGGGUGGGACGGGAGGGGCUGGGGCUCGGCCCCCUGCCCGCACUGCUCCAGGCCUUCCGCUGCAUCGACCAGAACUGGGACGGGAUCAUCACCCAGGCGGACCUGAAGGAGAACUGCUUGCAGCCGGCCGAGGCCACCCAGGCGUGCGGAGGGUUCUCUGCAGAGGAGCUGGAGCAGAUGUUUGCGGUGACACCCACCGACAUCUUGGGGAACAUCGACUACAAUUCCCUGUGCUACAUCGUCACUCAUGGGGAUGAAGAGGACUGAGGGGACAGGGGGUGCCCGCCCCCGCCACUCGCUCUGACCAAAUAAACCAUGGAAGGACGGGAUCUCGUCCUUCCGCAGUGUCCCCAGGGGGGGAGGAAGCUCCAUCCCACCCGGGCUUCGCACCCCCACACAGCUCCCGCUGUCCUCAGGGAGCUGGCAUGUUCCCAGCACAAGGGACAGCACCCCAAAGGACGGGCUCCCAGGAGACCCCCAGCACAGGGUCACCAUUCCCAGGAGACGCGGUGGCCUGGGGUGAGAGGCUUUAUUGCCUGGGGAGGGGGCUGGGGGGCUGGGGUGACAGGCAAGGCUCAGAGAGGGGUCAGGGUCCAGGGGGUGGCACUCGGGGCCAGCUGUGGGGCUGAGCCCUGUGGAGACAAGGAGAUAGGGGUGAGUCGGGGGCCACCAUCGCCCCGUCACCCCACAUCCAGUGACAACCAAAGCUGCUCCUCCAACCUUCCCCCCGCUCCAGGGUGCAUUUUGGGCUCCCCUGUCUCCCCCCCACC